AUGGCCUCUUACCCCAUGGAAUCGACGCUAAAAGGAUGUGUGACGUCCCUUUCAUCGUGCGUUUCACUCCUGAGCGAAUCGCUGAGCUCUCUGGACUCACAAGUUGAUGAUUUCCAGAGGCUGACUACGAUAUUAGACCAAUCAAGGAUAUUCACCCUGGUACCCGAGACUGACGUGUUAAUGGCGAAGAAAUCACUCAGUGAGGAGGUUGAGCCUCGUAUAAUGGCACUGAUGGAGCGGUCAAAGCUGAAGCUGUCCAAACUGGAGAGGAAGAACGCCAAUCUACAGAGUAAGAGACAGCUGAACGAUAUUCGUAUAAGUAAGUUCAAAUCUGAAGAGGUUUCCAUCCAGGGAACACCUGAGGAACUAGAGCAGUUGAGGCAGUUGAGGCUGAAGAAAGAUCGGUUGAAGUAUAAGCUCUCGAGCAUCAAUCUUAAGCAGAGGAAACAGAGCUUCCUGAUCAAUUCUAAAAACUAG
Williopsis jadinii is the source of this 477-nucleotide messenger RNA. RefSeq names its product Spc19p (gene SPC19). Lineage: Eukaryota; Fungi; Ascomycota; Saccharomycetes; Phaffomycetales; Wickerhamomycetaceae. Bases 1 to 477 code for a protein of 158 amino acids. The transcript has a single exon. Gene Ontology annotation, cellular component: spindle microtubule; DASH complex. Gene Ontology annotation, biological process: attachment of spindle microtubules to kinetochore. The record is from RefSeq and is a predicted model, not a curated record.